Molecule: messenger RNA, 2399 nt
Organism: Paramormyrops kingsleyae
Lineage: Eukaryota; Metazoa; Chordata; Actinopteri; Osteoglossiformes; Mormyridae
Gene: mmp19
Product: matrix metallopeptidase 19
Biological process (GO): collagen catabolic process; extracellular matrix organization; proteolysis
Cellular component (GO): extracellular matrix
Molecular function (GO): zinc ion binding; metalloendopeptidase activity
Source: RefSeq, a predicted model, not a curated record
CUCAAUAGUGUGGGGGUAGGAAGUCUGACUCACUCGGAGCCCAUGCUAUAAACUUGAGAAGAAACUCAGUUUCGGAGAGAAAGAGAUAAAGGCUUAAUGAGGAGGUUAUGCAUAAAUAAAAUAACAGCUAGAAAAAAGGCACAUCCAAAAGCAAAUUUUACCUUUUACUAUUCUUUACGAUCCAUGCACAAAGAUUUAUUACGCUUACAAGACAAGUGAUACAAAAAAGUAUUCUCUCUGUACAUGAGCAAAACGCUGAACUGCCAGUUCUGAAAAAGCAACAAAAAUGGGCUUCAUACUACAGGUGACAGUGCUCUCGACUGUCGCUCUCUGCGUGAUGUCCGGCGUUAUGGACAGGAGAAAUGAAGUGACCGAAGCAAUGGCAUAUUUGAAGAAGUAUGGGUACCUCCACACUCCGCUAGAUCCAAACAGUCCAGGGUACCAGGGAAAGGAGGACAUCGCAGAGGCCCUCAGAAUCUUCCAGAAGGUGACCAGUCUGCCCAUCACAGGAAAGAUUGACAAGGCCACCUUAGAUAUGAUGAAACAGCCACGCUGUGGUGUGGAAGACCCAUUCAAUCCGAAGUCGUUCAAAUACAGAAUAAUGGGCUUUUGGCGCAAGAAGAGCCUCACUUACCGGAUCUACAACUACACUCCUGAUCUGGGCCUGCAAAAAACGCGCGAGGCCAUCCGCCUGGCCUUCAAGUACUGGAGUGAUGUGACCCCUCUGGUCUUCCAGGAAGUGUACAGUGGGCGGGCUGACAUCAAGAUCUCAUUCCAUAAGAAGGACGGCACCUGUACCGUGCCCUUUGACGGGCCAGGUCGUGUUUUAGCCCAUGCGGAGGCUCCAGAGUCAGGAAUUGUGCACUUUGAUGAGGAUGAGUACUGGACCGAGGGCAAGUACUACGGUGCCAACCUGCGGAUCAUUGCUGCGCAUGAGAUUGGCCACGCCCUGGGGCUGGGCCACUCACAACUGAGGAGCGCCCUGAUGGGGCCUUUGUACAGCGGUUACCGUGACAACUUCCAGCUGCACCCAGAUGAUGUGAGCGGUAUCCAGAGACUCUACGGUAAGAGAGUGACCAGUACACCGACAGUAUCCAAUGAACACGCCCUGGAAACUUCCACGAUGGUUGUCCCUGUGAGGCCUGGUACAAAGCCAGAUCCUUGCACAGCGAAGUUGGAUGCAAUCAUGUUAGGCCCCUACCAAAAGAUCUAUGCUUUCAGUGGGGAGUAUGUGUGGACAGUGUCCGACUAUGGGUACAACACGCCAGUCAAGAUCAGCAUGCUCUGGAAGACCUUGCCAGGGAAUCUCAAUGCUGCGGUCCACUCCAGGAGAACCAACAAAACCUACUUUCUGAAAGGAGAUAAAGUGUGGAGGUACUCAAACUUCAAUCUUGACUACGGCUACCCCAAACAGCUGACCCGCAUCCCCCCCAACAUUGACUCAGCGUUGUACUUUGAACUCAACAAGAAGCUGCUCUUUUUCAAGGGCUCAGAUUACUGGCAGUGGGAUGAGAUGAUUUAUACAGACCUAAGUGUUUACCCCAAACCCAUCUCGCAGAUCAUCACUGGGGUGCCAUCCAACCCCGAUGCAGCCUUUACCUGGACAAAUGGCAAGAUCUACUUCUUCAAGGGAGACCAAUACUGGCGUGUCAACAGCCAGCUGCACGUGGACAGAGGUUAUCCUCUGAACAUGUGGGAACGCUGGAUGCAGUGUAGCAAGUAGGCCACUAGGUGGCAAGUGACUUCAGGGAAGUGUGCAGCUGAGUCUCAUGGAGAGAGAACAGAGUCUGAUAUGUCUCAGGAAAUGAUUUAGAACAUUUAAAAGCUUUCCACUGACAGUUGCAUAAUAAUGACAGCUCUAUUUUAGUUUAGCGGUUUGGUGCUACUUGACACAACAAAUCUGAUGCACUGAACAGAAAUGCAAUAACUGGACGAUUAACAUGAACCUUUUCCAUUAGGGGUUGUUCUAAGCACUGAAAUAUUAAGAAGUCAAAAGUUCUUGCCUCAAUAUGGCUCUGUGCCUGAAGUUUGAAGACUCUUUGUGAAAUCAUGAGACACUGUCCCCAGUGGUUAAGAUGUGGCAUUACAGGAAUUUGUGAAUUAGUGCCAUGCUGAACAUUAGCAGGAAGUUAAUAAGACUUUUAUACUGUUUAACAGAUACAGGUGAACAGGAGUUUUAAUGGUACCAAUAGCAAUAGUAUCUCCUUUCAUGCAUUUUCAGUAUUCAAGUAUUUUUUUAAACUUUGUACAGGACAUAGAACACAGUGUAAUUUAGUAACAAUAUAUUGUCACUAAAUAGUGAAUUAUAAUACUAUAUGGAUUGACAUGGCGAUUACAGGAUAAUUGUGUAAAUGCACUUACAUUUUUAACAAAUUAAAGAUACUAACUAUGAAAACUCA